AUGCCUUCACUUCAACAGCUAUCCAUUGCUUCCAAAGAAUCCAUUGGCUUACUCCCCGUAGCAAAUCCGCCGGAUUGUUCGGUUCCAUGUCUGGAAGUUUUGGACAACGAUGUGCCUAUGCAGGGUGGUGGAUUCUACAAUAAGAAUUCAGAACUGCAGUACGCAGCAAUGCAGAGAGCUCUGCCAUUAUUCGACUCAACUUUGAGGCAAAGCACAACUCCAGUGGUCAUUUCAGUGGUAGAAUACGGAUGCGCUCAGGGCGCAAACUCAAUCGAGCCAUUUCAGCGUGUCUUGAGCGCCAUUUUCUUCAAAAGGCCAGCCGCUGACACUAUUAGCAACGAAGUGAAUCUAAUUUUCACUGAUCGCGUCGGGAACGAUUUCACCAUGGUGGCAAACACGAUGAACAACACUCAGUGGUUCCCAACUACUAGACCCGGUCCAAAGAUUUUCACCUCCAUGGUAGCGCAGAGCUUCUACAAAAGGGUCGUUCCUACACGGUCUGUCUAUCUAGGAUUCUCUCUGGCUACGCUUCAUCACUUGGAACGAUAUCCCACUCUCAAUAUGUCUGAUGGGAAGGAAGGAUCUGAAUCAAACGAGGAACAGGCUCUGCUCAAAGAGCAAGCUGACAGAGACCUAUGCAAGUUCCUCCAUCUAAGAGCUGAAGAAUUUCGAUCGGAUGGAACUCUGGUUCUAUCUUUGGUGGGCCAGUCAUCAACAGGGACCCCAAAUUACCCCGGAUUAGUGAAGUCUUGUCGAGAGGCCAUGGUGAGUCUUGUGACGGAGAACCGGAUUCCGCCCGACGUUGCCAAGGCAUUCCGAGUUCCAACUUACGAUCGAUCGUUGGAGGAUGUUGAGACCUCGCUCGAAAAGUUACAAGAUCUCUGGAGAGUGGAACACAUCUUUGAAGAAGAAAUUAUCCACCCUGCGUACGAGACUCUUGUCACCAUGCAGCCUGGCUCUGAUAGUGCCAGGGCAAGUGUUGACUAUGCCAACACCGUGGUAAACUGGAUUAUUGCUGUUAUCUCCGGCUAUUUCGUCAAAGCAUUGGAUGUCGCGGGGGUGAAUGAUCCGGUGGAGCAAAAAAACUUCUUGGAGGCUUGGAGCUCUUUGACUAAACAGACCUUCCUCAGGGAACACCGGAAUGAAAAAGUGGCGUGCUCAUUCAUUUACGUGAAGUUGGUCAGAAUUUAA
Penicillium digitatum Pd1 is the source of this 1191-nucleotide messenger RNA. Its product is annotated as putative caffeine synthase 2. Gene Ontology annotation, biological process: methylation. NCBI's taxonomy places the organism in Eukaryota, Fungi, Ascomycota, Eurotiomycetes, Eurotiales, Aspergillaceae. The record is from RefSeq and is a predicted model, not a curated record. Gene Ontology annotation, molecular function: S-adenosylmethionine-dependent methyltransferase activity.